GUCUUAUCUCAUAUACAACUAACUAGUGUCGUAAGGUUAUAUUCUGAGAAAUUUGAGAAAAAAACAAUAGUUAAGUUUUAUAUUUUAUCUGUUAUACUUGUCCUCAAUUCUUCGUGAUCAUAAAUGAGGUGGAAAUUUUGUUUUGUUAUUAUUUGUGCCCUCCAUUUUGGGACCUCAUAUCCUUUUUAUAAUGAAUCGAAUAGACCACGUCAGAUUCCUAAUGUUAAAGCUCUAGAGUUUAUGAAAAGGUACGGUUAUCUCCAAAUGGAUACUGGCGAUUCGGAAGCCUUAUAUACGGAACAAGGUAUAUCUGAUAUAAUCAAAGUUAUGCAAAGAUAUGGUGGUAUCGAGGAAACAGGAAAAUUUGACAAAGAAACUGAGAAGCUCAUGUUAAUGCCCAGGUGUGGUGUCCCUGAUAUAAUCAAAGUGAAACGUCAGAAAAGAUACGUUCUUGGACCCGAAGGCUGGCAAAAGAGGAACAUUAGCUAUUUCUUAUCCAACUGGUCCCCAAGACUUGGUGAAAGUGUAGUUCAAAAAAGCAUCCAAAAAGCACUUGAUCAAUGGGGCGGAUAUGGCAGACUCACAUUUUAUAGAAAACAAUCCCCCGAUGCUGAUAUUAUUGUACAGUUUGGAAGUGGAAAUCACGGUGAUAAUUUUCCCUUUGAUGGUCCUGGCAGUAUAUUAGCUCAUGCGUUUUUUCCUCAAGAAGACGAUGGUCUUGGUGGGGAUAUACAUUUUGAUGCUGACGAAAACUGGAUCGAUACUGAAAAAUCUGUCAACGAAUAUGGAACGGAUUUUUAUGUCGUUGCUCUUCAUGAAUUAGGCCAUUCAUUAGGUUUGCAGCAUUCACCAGUAAAAAGCUCCAUUAUGUUUCCAUAUUAUCAAGAUCCUGAUGAAAACGGCGAAAUUCGGUUAGGAUAUGAUGAUAUCUUGGGAAUGUAUGAAUUGUAUAUACGAAGAUCGCUAAAAUCAGAUUUACCAGUACUAACAACUAAAAAUACUAAUGGGUAUACCACAUCUUCAACUGAUGCCACUACAACAGAUGGUUUUAGAGAAUGGUUUACCACUGAAAAAGAAGAAACAUAUAGUGAAAGGUCCAAGGAAACUACUGGAUCCACUAAAACGACUAGUUAUAAAGAUUAUUCAAUAGAAACUUCAACAGUCAAAUAUUCAACUAUCAGAUAUGAAGGUGAUUAUGAAACUGUUGAGGAACACAAAAAUCAUGAUAGGAAAAACCCUACAAGCGCACCAAGAAUUCCAGAUAUUUGUGACGGUCGUGUAGACGCUAUAGCUACGUUGAGAGAUGAACUAUUUGUCUUCAGUGAAAAGUACGUAUGGCGGUUUAGAGAUAGAGGAAUCUUAGUGAAAGGAUACCCUAUUCCAUUGAAUCAAAUGUUUCCGACAUUACCAGAAACAGUAAAAAAAAUUGAUGCAGCAUAUCAACGGCCAGAUGGAUCAAUCCUAUUAUUUACAGGUGACAAAUUUUGGAUCUACGACGGUAGACAUUUCUCGAGUAGAAGUCCAGAACCGCUCACACAUUUAGGCCUUCCUGAAUAUGUUUACGAGCUUAACGCUGUCCAAAAUUGGAAAAGAAAUAGAAAAACAUAUUUUUAUUCAAUGGAUAGAUUUUGGAGGUAUAAUGAAACUUCACAUACCAUGGAUCCGGGAUAUCCCCAACAUAUGCGAGCAUGGAGAGGAGUUCCUUCGCAUUUGGAUGCAGCAAUCACCUGGAAAGACGAUUUCACGUAUUUCUUCAGAGGAGGAUUAUUUUGGAAAUUCGAUAAUAACUGGAUAAUGAUAACGGAAGAAUCUCCAAUGCCAGCACCGACAUAUUGGUUUGGCUGCCCAGAAAAAAAUAAUGUUAUUAUGAGCUGGUUCCUAGCACAACCGUAAGAUAGUUAUGCUUAAGAAUAAAUAUGCGAGUAACACAGAGUCUCAAUUAAGUAUGUGUUCACAUAAAUAUGUCUCAUUUGAUUAAAGACGACAAAGUAAUGCUUUUUAGUAAUUAUACACUUAAAGAUAUAGAAUUUUUAAAUCCAUUUACUAAAUUUAUCAAAAAUAAAGUAGGUGUACACUUUUAUUUAUGAUUCACAAGUUAAUAAAUUGAAGUUAAGAAUGAAAAA
This is a messenger RNA of Diorhabda sublineata, 2123 nucleotides long. Its product is annotated as matrix metalloproteinase-25-like. The record is from RefSeq and is a predicted model, not a curated record. Bases 124 to 1893 code for a protein of 589 amino acids. NCBI's taxonomy places the organism in Eukaryota, Metazoa, Arthropoda, Insecta, Coleoptera, Chrysomelidae. The transcript has 11 exons. Gene Ontology annotation, biological process: proteolysis; collagen catabolic process; extracellular matrix organization. Gene Ontology annotation, cellular component: extracellular matrix. Gene Ontology annotation, molecular function: zinc ion binding; metalloendopeptidase activity.